Messenger RNA from Dentiscutata erythropus, 141 nucleotides. The record is from the annotation of a GenBank genome assembly. NCBI's taxonomy places the organism in Eukaryota, Fungi, Glomeromycota, Glomeromycetes, Diversisporales, Gigasporaceae.
AUGCAGAUUAAAGCCCAAGUGGUUGUUCAAGAGAGAGCCAGAGUUAUAGAAGAAGAGCCACCCUCAACAAAUAUAGAAUUUUUAGAAAGAAGACCAGAUCUUAAUAGAGGACACCAAAAUCUUAAGCCUAUAACAGUAUAA